AGAAAAAAGAAAAAGAAGAAGAAGAAGAAUCUGGUCUGUUUCAAUUCAACUUCUUCAUGAAUUUUUCCAUUUGGAAUUGCCGCUCGGACGCAUCAAUGGUAGCUUAGGUUUUAGAUUGCUACUCUUCUGUUCUUGUCUCGAUCUCUUGUAAUUUUGAAUUUAGUGCUUCUUGAACAUGGCUGCUCCGUUCUUCUCAACGCCAAUUCAGCCUUAUGUUUACCAGAGCCCACAAGAUGCAAUGAUACCUUUUCAGAUUUUGGGUGGUGAAGCCCAAGUACUACAGAUUAUGCUAAAACCACAAGAGAAGGUUAUUGCAAGGCCUGGCUCAAUGUGCUUCAUGUCUGGGUCUAUUGAAAUGGAAAAUGUUUUUCUCCCCGAAAAUGAAGUGGGUGUUUGGCAUUGGCUAUUUGGCAAGAGUGUCACUAGCAUCGUUCUUCAGAAUUCUGGUACAAGUGAUGGAUAUGUUGGAAUUGCUGCACCUUCUCUUGCCAGGAUUCUUCCGAUUGAUAUGGCGAUGUUUGGAGGAGAGCUUCUAUGCCAGCCAGAUGCAUUCCUUUGCUCUGUUAAUGAUGUGAAGGUUAACAACACAAUUGAUCAUAGAGUACGCAAUGUUGUCCCAGGUGUGGAGGGGUUUCUUAGACAGAAGUUAUCAGGCCAAGGGCUUGCCUUUAUCCUUGGGGGUGGAUCUGUUGUACAGAAAAAUCUCGAGGUUGGUGAAGUUAUAGCAGUGGAUAUCUCCUGCAUUGUGGCUAUGACCACCUCAAUUGAUGUCCAAAUCAAAUACAAUGGUCCUGUGAGAAGAGCAGUAUUUGGAGGUGAAAACUUAGUGACAGCCACAUUAACAGGACCAGGGAUGGUGUUCAUACAGAGUUUGCCAUUUCAACGACUUUCACAACGCAUCGCGAGGGCUGUUACAUCCCCAAACAUGAGGGAAAAUCCAAAGUUUUUCGUUCAGCUUGCACUUUUCUUUUUUCUGGCGUAUGUUGUGAUUGUAUCUUCAAUAAUCUUGACAGAUGUAUGAUUCUAUUUCUAGAUCUUCCCUUUUAAAUCUCUCCCAGGGUGAUUAGUUAGGCUGAAAUUGGGAUUAACUAAUACAAAGGUUUAGUUCUAAGUUGGAAAACUUUUUUUUGGGCGUUAAUUAUUGGAUUCUAUUAUAUAUAUAUAUUGAAGUUGUGCAGAUAUUUUGAGCCGAGUAAAUGAUAUCUUCCCACCUUGAGUUUUGUAA
Cucumis melo (muskmelon) is the source of this 1225-nucleotide messenger RNA. RefSeq lists its product as uncharacterized. The transcript is spliced from 10 exons. Bases 176 to 1021 code for a protein of 281 amino acids. The record is from RefSeq and is a predicted model, not a curated record. NCBI's taxonomy places the organism in Eukaryota, Viridiplantae, Streptophyta, Magnoliopsida, Cucurbitales, Cucurbitaceae.